UUAUUUUCUCGCGGGGUUUUGGAAAAGCUUCUAAAUUCUAUUGGUCCUCUAGUUGUAAAAAAAAUUGCAUAAAAAAUUUUUAUCAUGUGAUGAUGAGACGAAUUGAUUGUAUUUCAUUGGAAUAUUGUAUGUAUAACUGAGAAGUUUUUGAAAUGAUAAUUUAAAUGGCAACUCUUUCAUAGACCAGUAUGAAACGGGUAUUAAGACUUUGUGUCGGCGAUUGAAACUUCAGUUGUUUUCUUCAGAAAUUUAUUUUUUCUUCCAUAAAUAAUUUAAAUAGAUAUCUAGUUGGUAGUUAGUGUUAUGAAAUGAGCUGAACUGCUGUGUAACUUCAAAAUAGGAGCAGUCUGUGGAAUAGCGGUAACAAAUUUAUUUAGCUAUGUCUGUCCUAGUAGCUACUUUACAGCAUUCCACCGAGAAGAACUGUUUCAUUAAAGUGCCAAAAACUUGGCUGUCUCAUAAUGAAGAAUGUCAGGUCUUUCUUGUUUCAACAGAUUCUUUUAAUUUGUAUGUUUCCUGCUCAAGAAGCUUAUUGGGUAGUCAGCAAAACUGUGUCUUUUUAAAUCAGAGGUUUGCCAAGAAGUAUCAUCUUAAAAUUAAUGAUCAGGUAUGGAUUGAAAAAGUAUGGCGAACAAUUCCUACAGCAGAUAAAGUAAUCUUGGAGCCCAUAUUAUCUGAUGAUUCGCAAAUAUUGGAAUUAAAUGCUUCACAUAUUGAAAAUGUUCUGUUGGAUCAAAUUCGUGUUGUUUUCCCAAAUGAAGAAUUUCCUUUGUGGGUUAAUCAAGUAUCAUUUUAUGUAAAAGUCUUGGAUAUUGAGCCCAAAGUAAGUGUGGCAUAUCUAACAGAAAAAACUGCUGUACAUGUUAAAUUGCAUGGAAACAUUUCUGAAAAAGUUCAGAGAUUAAACAAGAAGCCUGAUCAUUUGCAGUUUGAUUUUUUACGAAUGAACUUGGAUGUGGAACUUAAUUUUGAAAUUACUGAAGAUGAUAAAAACUACAGAUUUUGGCCGUGGGGUUCUUCUGAAGAUAAAACUUAUAAAAAAAAUUUAGGGACCAAAAUCCAUGAUAAUUUUGUGCCUUUGAAUUUUGAAGCCUCUUUGCGUGUUGUGCCUUUUGAGCAUUCACAAAAGCAGGAUUUGCCAGAGAUUAUGCAAUCUACUAUAGUUUUCAUAAAUGCAAGUACAUACGCUGAUAUUUCUGGUGUGUCAAAAAUACCUCCCUGCUUUGUUGCUGUGUUACAGAAAUUACCAUUUCCUCUUGACAAGAAGAAAGCAAAAGAUAAUGAAGCAAAUUCUGCUAAAUCAGAAAAAGACUUAGAUUUGCAAUCUAAGUCGAAUGCUGACACCCAAAAAACUGAAAAGAAGAAAUCUCAAAGUGAUACUUCCACAAAGGACAAGAGAAAAAGUACUUUUGAUUCUGUGUGUGUUAUAGUAAUGGUAAUGCAAUCUAGUGAAGAAGAUGAAUUUGGUCUUCCUAUGAGCUUCUUUUAUACCAAAAAUUUAAUUCUUGUUCCUAAAAAAUUAAGAAUGGCAUUAAACUUGAAAGUUUCAUCACUUGCACAUAUUAAAGCAGUUUCUAAUAAACCAGUGCCUUUAAGUAUGCUUGUGUUGCAUCCUGCUACCCCUCUGCCUUAUGAUAUAUCAAAAGAAAUCAGUGAAAGGUUUCGGGUCUGGUUUGAGAAUAAUAUGUAUCAGAAUGUGAAAGAAAGUUCAAUUUUUAUUCUUUCAGAAGGAACUUUGAUUCGUCUUUUAUGUUCAGGUUAUGAAAGGGAUUUUUUCAUUAGUUUUGAAAGUAAUAAUGAGCUAUCACCUUAUAUUUCUUCAGAUGAUUCAUCUCUUAAAAAUUUAAAUAAAGAACCUGCAUAUUGUUAUAUUAAUUAUAAAUACAUGCUUAGUUUAUGUAUGAACAAUAGACUUAAAAUUGGAGAACCAAUGUGCUUUUCACUUUCUGUUGAUCGCCCAUAUUUGAAUAAACCUGAUGGCUUAUAUCAGUGGAUAUCUGGCUUAUCUCUGGAAGAUUUAGGUGGAGUUACUGAACUUGCAAAUCGAGCAUUGCAAGAUAUUGAAUUUUGGUUAAAACUGAGGCCAGUGUCUUGUAUAUCUUACCUUCCUUUCACAUUUCAUGGCUGUAUACUAAUAUGUGGUCCCAAAGGCAUUGGAAAAACUACUUUAACAAAAGCAUUAUGUAAAGUAUUAAUCAAAGAGCCAUAUCAUGUUUUCGUGCAAAUCAUAAACUGUUUACCACUAAAAGGUAAGCGCAUUGACACCAUAAGUAAAAUGUGGGAUGAUGAUACGUCAGAAGCUCUCUACUAUCAGCCUUCAGCUAUAGUGUUUGAAAAUUUAGAUUGCAUUGCAAGCUGUGCUGCAUCUUAUGAACAAGAAAUUAGUCCUGAGGGAAUCUAUGCUGCUAAUAUAGUUCAAACAUUUCUUCAUUUGCUGAACAGAAUUUUUCAGAGUGAUGGGAAAAUAGUAGUCAUUGUCACUGCCCAGUCAACUCACUCUCUUCAUCCUGCUAUAAUGCGUACUAAAGGGAGGCAUGUUUUUGAUAGCAUUAUUGAAAUACAGCCUCCUUCUCCAGAGCAGAGAGAAGACAUUUUAUGUUCUCUAAUCCGUAGUAAACUUCAUGUUAUUAGCACAAAUGUUACUCAUAUACCCUGGCCAAAAAUUGUACAAAGAACUGAAGGUUUUGUUGCACAGGAUUUAGAUAUGUUAGUGGAUCGAGCAACACAUGCUGCGUGGGUAAGGAGGGGAUCUGAAACUUCCACUGAAAGCCCAGAGGUUGCACUUUGUUUGAAAGAUUUUGAGAAAGCUCUAGAAGGUUAUGUGCCAUCAUCUCUGCGUGACAUUCCACUUCAAGUACAAGAUCAAAAAGGAUGGUCUGAUGUUGGUGGUUUAAAAGAGGUUAAAAAAGUUGUGCAACAAAUAAUUACAUGGCCUAUUAAGUAUACACAGCUUUUCAAGGAUUACUCAUUGAAACGUCAAACAAAUAUUUUAUUAUAUGGUGCUCCUGGAACUGGAAAAACUCUUCUUGCUGGUGUAAUUGCAAAUAAAUGUGGUCUCAACUUCAUUAGCAUUAAAGGUCCAGAACUGUUAUCAAAAUAUAUUGGUGCUAGUGAACAAGCUGUUAGAGAUGUUUUCAAAAGGGCUUCAGCUGCAAGACCUUGUAUAUUGUUUUUUGAUGAAUUUGAUUCUAUAGCACCAAGGCGUGGACAUGAUAGUACUGGAGUUACAGACCGUGUUGUAAAUCAGCUUCUAACACAGUUAGAUGGUGUGGAAACUUUAGAAG
This is a messenger RNA of Stegodyphus dumicola, 3284 nucleotides long. RefSeq names its product peroxisomal ATPase PEX1-like. Gene Ontology annotation, molecular function: ATP binding; ATP hydrolysis activity. Lineage: Eukaryota; Metazoa; Arthropoda; Arachnida; Araneae; Eresidae. Gene Ontology annotation, biological process: protein import into peroxisome matrix. The record is from RefSeq and is a predicted model, not a curated record. Gene Ontology annotation, cellular component: peroxisomal membrane; peroxisome; cytosol.